Messenger RNA from Sphaeroforma arctica JP610, 6517 nucleotides. RefSeq lists its product as hypothetical. The transcript has 12 exons. Bases 1 to 6246 code for a protein of 2081 amino acids. NCBI's taxonomy places the organism in Eukaryota, Ichthyosporea, Ichthyophonida. Gene Ontology annotation, cellular component: cytoplasm; nucleus. The record is from RefSeq and is a predicted model, not a curated record. Gene Ontology annotation, molecular function: nucleic acid binding; methyltransferase cap1 activity. Gene Ontology annotation, biological process: 7-methylguanosine mRNA capping.
AUGCGCACACGUAGGAAUGAUCCUUCCCGCAAUGGGAGAGACGAUGAUACCGGGACGUAUGGUGAAGCUCUCGCGGGUGAAGAUGGUGCGGAAGGGACUGGUGCAGUGAUUCCCAAGGUGUCAUUUGGAAAACUGCUUGCUAGGGCUAACAGGGAUGACGAGAGCGAGAUGUCGCUACCCAAACCAAAACAUAAGCACAAACACAGACACGAUGUACAUUCUGAGGGUGCUUCUGUAUCGCCUAUUAAGCACAAGCAUCGACACAGGUAUCAACAAGAUGGGCAGUCGACGAGUGCAAGUGAUACCAAACAGAAGCGUAUAGGUGAGAGUGUCUAUGAACGGGAUGGUGACAUGGAGUGGAGUGGAUCGGAAGGAAGUGAUGGAGGCGUACAUGAACGCGGACAUACGUACACGCAUGGGCAUUCACGAGCAAAGAAGCACAAGAAACAUAAGAAGCACAAGAAAGAGAGUAAGAUCAGGCGAGUUAAGGCGAUUAUUCACACCGGCAGCACAUCCGACGCCAACUACGAAGGUCAUACUAAUGGCGUGUUGGAUAUGAGGGAGGGUGUGAUAGGCGAGAGUGGAUUAAUGUCAAGGUACGAUGCGACAGAUAGUCAACAAGAAACAAAGAAGGUAACGGACGAGGAAGAGGACGACGAUGGGGCUCAUACACGCAUUGAUGCACCGUUGCCGCCCCAGGUUGUAAUUGAUCCUGAGAAGGCUGUACAGGAGGCUAACAGUGCACACACGCACACACACACACGUGCACAUACAGUUGCAGGUGAUACUAAGGAGAUGAGGGAAGGUGACGGGUCUUCAGAUGACAUGCACACACAUGAGCGCAAACGAUCCAAGGGGAAAGGUGGGCUGCAGGCAAAGUCAAGAAGAGAAGGGAGUCAAGAUAAGGCCAAGAGGAAACGCACACAGGACAGUUCGGUACAUACACAUGUACAUGCGCAUCAGGAAGAUACUGGCACAGAGGUGUGCGCACCUGCGACUGUCAAUGCACAGGCACAGUCAUCACCUAUGCUUGUGCCGGCUAGGCUUGUGUCGCCGAUUAAACGGAAGCGACCGGGAAGACCUGCCAAAAGGGGCACCCCUGUUGUGCAGAAAACGGACCGGGAGGUUAAAAUAGAGGACAAUUCAGUGGGCAUGCACAGCACUGCGCAAGACGAUCAUACCAGGGAUAGGGCCGCCAACGACAGUGGGAAGGGAGAUGGUCCGACUAAGAAGGACACUGCUCAGAACAGCCCCACGAGGUUACCCAAGAAAAGCAGUGCGCACACAACACUGCCAGUACCAACCCCACAGCCCAUGGCACCAACAACUACACCAGCCCAUACACAGCCUCACUCGGCACACCUUGACUUAGAACACACCACACAGGCAACUGAAUUACAAGCAGAUACACAAGCAACAACAACGCAUAUAGAUAUGAGCCAGGACUCAGUGGCCCCCCUACCUACGAGUACAGAGGCACACAGGCAACUGGCCAGUGAUGCACUUACGCCUACCGACACUAUUACGGCCUACUAUAGAGCGACCGACACUGGCACUCAAAUUGUCACAGAUACGGUGGACCAAAAUGCCACAGAUAUACCCCUGCCCACAGCCAUGGCGGACGACGGUUUUGAAUACGAGUUUGAAGAAGAGGUGCUGGAAUCGAGUGGAGGCCCAGUGCAGCGAAGGGACAUACAGCCGACCGAGAAUACGUACCCACAUGCAGCCGCAGACCUAUAUUCUCAGUCAAAUGCGAGUACGUAUUCGCAAUCAGCAGCUAAUACGUACCCACCAUCGACCGCACACACGUACACACACACAACCGUAGAGUCGUACACACAACCGCCGAUGCAGGCAUACGUGGGGCCUCAGACCACUACUACAGAGAUGUCCUCGUACAAUAACAGCACGCAACUACCCGUGCAACCAGCCUUACCACCAGCCCCACCGGCAGGUACCACCACCGACACAGCCACCACACACGAAAACACAUACACGGCGCAGAUGGGCGAGGGGACUCACGUAGCAACUGGGCUGAAUGCCUCUGUCCAGGCUGGUGGGUAUGUGUCGCACCCACAGCAAUAUCAGUACGACUAUGCCACUCAUACCGACACAACGCAGCUCAAACGUGCCCGAAGUUCGGGAAUGGAGAACACACAGGUGGCGGGCGCUGUGAGUGCGCUUUUGGGGCUGGCUGCGGCUACCGAUAGCUUUGUAGACACGAGGGAGAUCAGUACUGCGGUUGUAAGCACGAGUGGGAGUGUGUAUGGGGAUAUACCUACACAGACGGGUAUGGGUGAACACACAGGCGCAGGCACAGCAGGUGGUGGGGUAUGGAGCGCACCCACCACACAACAUACUACGGGACCCUCCGAGACCCCACAGGCUGUGAGUACCGUAUCCGAAGUCACCAACCAGCAACCUGUGCAGACUACACAUCACAGUACAACUCGGGCGACAAGCGGGACGCGCGAACAGGUCCAGCCCACACAGGAUACACACAUAGCCCCACCACGCACCAAUGUAGUGGAUGGCACACGUGUCAGCACCACAGCCGAUACAGCUGAGGCACGGGACACCCCCCAUACACAGAGUGUCGAUACAAGCGGUGCACACGUAAGUACUGGUAACACACACAGCGCAGUAGACAGGACAGAGAGGGACAGUGGUGGUGUGGCAGAGUGUACGGGCAUGGACAGUGUGCCGAUGCGCCCCACUGAGGGCGAUGGUAUGGUGGCAGAUGUACACGCCCAGCGAACUGGGCUACAGCAGCGGCAGGGGUUGUCUCAGGCGCAUGGAGCGUGUCACGUGUCACAGGUGUCACAAGAUGAGUCGCACGGGCUGGGAAGUGGUGUAGCCAGUGCAAUUAGCACACUGCCGGGACGGGUUGACGCUACAGUGACAGAUAGUUCGGUACUAGUGGAUGGAUGUGUGGAGAGUGUAAAGAGUAUGGAGAGUGUGGAGGAUGAUAAAAGCAAAGUUUCAUCGGAAGUGUCAACAGGCGUGUCAACAGGUAGGACAGGCACGGGGGGUGCAGAAGUUAGAAGUAGUUUUAGUAAUAUUAGUAUAGAUAGAACGGAGAAGGGCAGUGCGGCAGAGCCGGUUGGUUCUGAGAGGCCACCAAGUGUCAGUAGGGCUGGGCUUGUAGGCGCAAAUGAGGCGGGCGAUUUAGAUGAAACGGUGAGUGUAGCAGGCACUACGGUUACGGUUGCUAUGGUCACGCAAGAAACACCCGGAUCAGCCGUUGUGAGUGGGAUGGCAACGACAAGCUCACCACACACGCACCUCCGCACAGCAAGUGUCCCCAAUAAAAGAGAUCCUACACACGAGAAUGCACCACCAUUACCUACACACGAUGAGUCAAGUCUCACCGGACCAGAUGGGCGAUUAAUUAUCGAACAGCGCAUAGCUAUUCCUGUGGGACAGGGUACGACCACUUCGACGCUACAGCAUGAGACCAUACCAAGUGACAAAGCGGAGCUGUCGAUAUCUGCCAAAGAGGGGAUGCUCGAUGGUCGUGCGGAUCAGGUCAUAUUAGUGGUUGACGUGGCAGACAAAAUUAAGUACGAUAAUCAGACAAAUAACAAUCAGACAAGUGAAAAUCAGACAAAUGACAAGCAGCCAGGCGAAAUUCAGACAAGCGACAAUCGGACAACCGACAAUCAGACAAAUGACGAACAGACAAACGACAAUCAGACAAAUGACAAUCAGUUGCACGGGGAGCCUGGUGCCACACAAGAAACGGAAGUGUUGAGCGGAGAAACACAAACGGGUAAUUUAAGGGGAACUAUUAGAGAGGACACGGAGGCCUCUAUCACGGAGAAGACGGCAGACGGAACGGUCAUAGAGAAAACAUUAAGGAAGACAAUUAAAGACGAAUCCGCAUCGUCUAGGACAAUUAAAGACGAGUCAGCUAUAGAUGAUGCUGAGGCAAUCACCAGGGACACACCCUCACAAGGGACAGGGAACGAAGACACAGCGGGUGAGACUGGUACGCCCAAGGGCACUGCCAAGGCGGAUACCAUCAGUGCGACUGAGGGGGAGCAAGUGGAUGUAGGGGAUUACGAUGACUGGGACUAUCAGGGCGGCGGAUUGGGUGGGUUAGGCCAAACACGCGGAAGGGGGGGUCUUGGUUUUAGUGCUGCGGAUGAGAGCGCGGGGGUUGCCAUAGCAACGGAGGUGGGUAGUAUCGGGGAGGAUAUGGACAGUGAGAACGAGGGGGAGCAUACGAAUACAUACAGUCGGUUGGGUGCGAAGCUACUUAAGGCGAAAGGUUGGACGGAAGGUACGGGCCUGGGGUUGCAUGCUCAGGGUAUUGUAGAGCCCAUCAAAGCCGAUGAUAAUGCGGGACGUACCGGUUUAGGAUUCCAGAAGGAGAAGCCCCUAAUUACGCGCAAACGGCACGCCGUGGACCUGAAUGAGUACGUGCCGCACAAGCAACAGUACACGACUAUCAGUCACCCAGAUGAAUAUGAUCCCCAGUGGGGUGCGUCGCUGUUAACGUCUGGUGGAGAGACACUGCGACCAGUGGUAGCACCUCACGAGAGCAUCAAUUACGAUCUGUUUGGUGAUAGCACGGUGGUUGAACGCUUAUUCGAGGCCAAAUCGCAGUUCAAUGGUUUGGAACGGCGGGAAUUUAUCACAGCGCGAAGGAAAGCAAACCCGUACGAGACUAUUGGAAAGGGUGGCAAUGUCUUCAUUAACAGAGCUGCUGUUAAAAUGGCAAAUAUGGACUCGAUGCUCAAUUGGAUCUUCACCUCGCCCGAGGGGUUGGCUUUUAAUGAACCACUUUUAUUCGCCGAUGUCUGUGCUGGCCCUGGUGGAUUCUCAGAAUACGUACUUUGGAAACGCGAGAAACGGUGCAAGGGAUACGGUUUCACGCUGAGGGGUCCGGAUGACUUUAAACCGUACGAAUUCAAUCGCCAGCCCACUGAGCCUUACUUCGAAACAUUCUAUGGCGCUGAUGGGACGGGAGAUGUGACUAACGAAGCCAACAUCCGGGCAUUUACCAAGCUGACUAGUAUCAAAAGCAACAAAACUGGACUGCACCUGAUGAUGGCAGACGGUGGAUUCAGUGUGGAGGGUGAAGAGAACUAUCAAGAGGAGAUUCUGAAGCAGCUGGUGCUAUGCCAGUUCACCGUAGCACUGUCUGUGCUUAGAAAAGGCGGUAACUUUGUGUGCAAGAUCUUUGACAUGUUCACUCCCUUUACCGUGGGGUUGGUGUAUGUCAUGUACAAGCACUUUGACGAAGUCUGCAUCCUGAAACCCUUCACUUCCCGCCCGGCAAACAGUGAGAGAUACAUCAUCUGCCUGGGACUGAAGGAGCGCAGUCCGGCGGUGGUGGAGUGGCUGUUGGCCAUCAAUGCGAAACUCAACGAAUUCGGCGAAUGGGGCAUGGAAGGCGCAGACAACGUAGCUCAUAUUGUAGCCCCGGAGGUGAUAUCGGCUGACAAACAGUUCACAGACUAUGUGCGACAAGCCAACAUUGCACUAGGCGAGCAGCAGAUUGGAGCACUCAACACUCUGAUGAUGUACUGCGAAGACGAUGGGCUGCAACCACUCGAUCAGCACGAUAUCAUGCGCAGGUGUCUGAAAGAAUGGAACGUAGACGUGGAGUAUGAACGCAGACUAAAGUCCAUGAAGCGGCGGAACUCCAACUACGAUAACAUGUAUGGAGGUCAUUCGGGGGCUAAACGCCUAAAAAGUGGGCUUCCUUCCGGGCCUAAUGGGCAUGGGGGUAUGGUGGGACACCAUGGUAGUAUUGGUAUUGGGAGUGGCAGUGAAGUGCCGGAGCGAGAAACUGCGAGGGUAGAGUACUCUAUGCCUGAUCUCACUCAGCCUAGCAAACAUCAAACCAUCGAAGAUUACGAAGAAGCGCAAAGGGACGUUGCUAGACAACGCUCAGCCCAAUACGGCAUGGAGAAAGAGUGGCGCAAGCCGUUUGCUCACAUAAACACAGCCACCUCGAACGCUCCCUCAGCAACCAGCUCGGCUGCUGUGUCGCGACGGCAGUCAUUGGUUGAGAAUGGUGUCCCUCGCACGGGCAAUGCCAGUGGAGGUAGUUCGGUACUUGGCGGUGUGGAUCGGAACAGUCCGCACAGUGGAGGGGCAGAGGAGGGUGACGGAGAUGCGGAGAUGGGGGAUGCGGACUCAAAAAGGAAAAAAGUGUUAACAACAGCCGCGACCUCGAAGAAGAAGAAGAAGAAGAAGAAAGCAAUGGAUCUGGAUGCCGCAUUUUUUGGAUAAUGCAUUUCACUUGGAGCCUCUUGACACACCUGAAUGUAAGCUUUAUAGACACUAUAGUGGCAUAGAAGUCCUCUGUAAACUAUGCCAUUGGUAAAACAUUAGAUAGUCAGUGCUGUUGUGUCAGUGGGAGACGCGAGAAAGUGCGGUACAAAAACCAAAUAGUGCAGAUUUGCCACACUGCAACAGCAGCAUCAUUCAAAUAUUAGCAUGGUAGUGGGUCGGGCGUCGCCAUGGUGAUGAGCUGAUCGAAUAAACUACUUUUCAAACCUGG